Molecule: messenger RNA, 6274 nt
Organism: Cyclopterus lumpus (lumpfish)
Lineage: Eukaryota; Metazoa; Chordata; Actinopteri; Perciformes; Cyclopteridae
Gene: usp19
Product: ubiquitin specific peptidase 19
Exons: 26
Coding region: 503-5188 (1561 amino acids)
Biological process (GO): protein deubiquitination
Molecular function (GO): cysteine-type deubiquitinase activity
Source: RefSeq, a predicted model, not a curated record
CCUAUGCGCGCUCCCGUUUCACGUUCGGCCGGGCGGCGGUUUAAUGUGUUCUAAACAAAGUAGGAAUCACCUCGCAGACCGAAUGACUCCAGCAUACGGAGCCCUUUGCGUUUAUCUCCGUUGCUGCCUUUUGUCUGAAUCUCUGAAGUGAAGACUUCAGAGAUGGGACCGGGAUAAAAGAGAAUAUUUCAGAAACCGUGGACUGCGGGGUUUCGAGUGGGGGCAGAGGCGCAGCGGCCCGCGGCCGGGAAGGAGCUUAGCAGUCGGGAGAAGCAGAAGGAGUCGCCGGCCAUUGUAGUAUCGGAACGGAAUUAAUUUCCCGGACAAUUGAAGCGUCGUCCCCGCCCCCUACUAGCCUUCCCGAUUCUGUUCCGGAAGAUUUCUGACCGGUGUCAUCGCCAAGAUAGCCGGGCCGGGCAGGAAGCGGCACACCUCAGAUCCAGACCCCAGCAGCGGCAGUGAUUCCGGCGACGGGCGGCCCGUCAGCGCCAAGUGCCGGAAGAUGGCCAGCAGCGGCGCAGCCGGGAGCGAGACAGUGGGCCGCCGCGGAGGCGCUCACCAAAGGAGGGGCAGCGGCAGGGACAACAGCUCCGACCUGUCCUCCAGCACCAGCAAGAAGAAGCAGAAGGACAGGGCCAACCAGGAGAGCAGAGAGGCCAAGAGGGCCGCCGCUGCAGCAGUGGACGAGGUUACUGAAGAAGUCAAGAAAGAUGUGUUUGUGGACUGGAAGCAGAAUGUCAAUGAAGUGACUGUCAGACUGCGCUGUGGGGAGGGGGUGCUGAGGAUAGAGGAUAUCAACACCUCCUUCACCGAUACACACUGCCAUGUGUGCUUCCCAGAUGGACGGGAGUGGAGCUGCCAGUUGCAGGAGGAAAUCGAGGCGUCGUGUAGCAGAGUCCAGUACAAAGAGAAGGGAGGCUUCCUGCAUGUCAUCAUGCACAAGAAGAUUCCUUUUCACAUCUGGCCUUCGCUUAAGUCCAACAAGAAGGAGAAGGAGGCAGUGCCUACAGAGACCAAAAAGGACAAGGAGCUGGAGAGGAAGCCUGUUGCCUUGGAGUCAUCAGAGGAACCCAAACUGUCGCAGCAGAAGCCCCAGCCAUCCUCCUCACCUGCACACGGCGAGUCAAGACGCGGUGGCGGCAAAGCAGAGCGGGGCGUCAAGCGCGGCCUGAAAAACAAACCGCCGUGUGACAAGGCCACCAAGGACUCUGUAGGGGGGAGAGGUGGAGCUGCAGAUGGACCAACCACCACCAGCAAGCCCGUUGGAGUCCCGCACAGCGAGCCUCAGGAACCCAGUGCCAAGCGCACCGUUGUACAGCCGCCCCCACCCCCCAGGGAGGCCUCGUCACCGGCCGACAAGGACACGCACUCCGUCCUGUCCACGGCCGGCGGGGAAGCUCCACACACGCACCGGCCCGCUGGUCGGAGCCCGCAGACGCAACACCGAGAUGGACACAGCGGUGCGGAGAGACGAGGCAGCGACCAGGAACAGAAACCAGGAGGCGCCGUCGCUGCUGGCAGCCGAACCAACACAACUCAGGGGGCAGAGAAGCCAAACCAGUCGUCAGGCGGAUGUGGAGCGACAGCACACGGCAGCGAUGGCCAACCAGCAGCUCCAGUCGUCACCAGCGACCGCCUCGAACCCGUCGGCGUCAUCGGCGGAGCGUCUUCUGUAGAGACACAGGGAGAUAGACUUGACUCUGAGCCAGAGAAGGAGCCUGUUGAGCGGGAUUCUCCGAUCUGCCAGCAGAUUGAAUCAAGAGAGGCGGGUUCGUUGCCAGCUGUUGCCGUGGCUGCCACACGUGACCAGUCUCCCGGUCCUGCUCAGAGGCAGGGAGGCUGUGACGGAGAGGAGAAGCAGGACCAGUCGAAGGAGGAGCCUUCUCUGGAAAUGAAGCCGCAGGAAGUCCCAGAGCCGAUGGUUAACUUGCAAUUUGUGAAGAAUGACUCGUACGAGAAGGGCACGGACCUGAUGGUGGUUAAUGUUUACAUGAAGGGGAUCUGCAGGGAGUCGGCAAGGGUCAUCUUCAGGGAACAGGACUUCACCCUCAUCUUUCAGACAAGUGACACUAACUUCCUGCGGCUUCAUUCAGACUGUGGACCAAACACAGUCUUCAAGUGGCAAGUCAAACUCAGGAACCUGAUCCAGCCUGACCAGUGCAGCUACUCCUUCACCCCGUCCCGACUGGACAUCACCCUGAAAAAGAGGCACAGCCAGCGCUGGGGGGGUCUGGAGGCCCCCGCCCCACAAGGUGCAGUGGGUGGCGCCAAGGUCGCUGUGCCCUCCAGCCCUUCAUGCAUGGAGAAAAGCCAGCCAGGCAGCAGCCAGCACAGCCUGCCAGCCAAGGAGGAGCCGCCGAGGGUCGGGGAGGAGAAACCCAAGCCCCCUAAGGCCUCAUCCAGAGUGGAGGAUGGCGGUCUGGAUACUGUGGCUCCUCGCAGUGUCUCUGAGCAUGUUGCCAUCACCAAGCCAGAGCCCACGCCUAAACCGACCUGCAUGGUGCAGCCCAUGACCCAUGCGCCUCUCGCCAGCAACGAGCGCCAUGAAGAAGAGGAGGAGAAGAAGGUGUGCCUGCCUGGUUUUACAGGAUUGGUGAACCUCGGCAACACCUGCUUCAUGAACAGUGUCAUCCAAUCCCUGUCCAACACCAGAGAACUCAGGGACUACUUUCAUGAUCGAGCAUUCGAGGCAGAAAUCAACUGCAAUAAUCCUCUGGGAACAGGAGGCCGGCUCGCCAUCGGCUUCGCCGUGCUGCUCAGGGCCCUUUGGAAGGGAACACAUCACGCCUUCCAACCCUCAAAGCUCAAGGCGAUUGUGGCCAGUAAAGCCAGUCAGUUCACAGGUUACGCCCAGCACGAUGCCCAGGAGUUCAUGGCCUUCUUGUUGGACGGGCUCCACGAGGACUUGAACCGCAUCCAGAACAAACCUUACACGGAGACCGUCGACUCUGACGGGCGCCUCGAUGAGGUGGUGGCUGAGGAGGCAUGGCAGAGACACAAGAUGAGAAAUGAUUCCUUUAUCGUGGACCUCUUCCAAGGCCAGUUCAAAUCCAAGCUGGUCUGCCCCACAUGCUCCAAGGUGUCCAUCACCUUUGACCCUUUCCUCUACCUGCCCGUGCCCUUGCCCCAGAAACAAAAGGUGCUCUCAGUUUUCUACUUUGCCAAGGAACCUCAUAAGAAACCCAUCAAGUUUUUAGUGAGUGUGAGCAAGGAGAACUCGAGCACCGCAGAAGUCCUCGAAUCCAUCUCCAGGAAUGUCCGGGUCAAACCAGAGAACCUCAGACUGGCAGAGGUGGGGAAGAACCGCUUCCAGCGCAUGUUCUUGCCGUCUAAUUCCCUGGACACGGUGUCCUCCUCUGACACGCUGUUCUGCUUCGAGGUGCUCUCCAAAGACAUGGCCAAAGAGAGAGUGGUAUUGCUCCGAGUGCAGCAGAGACUUCAGGUCCCGAAUAUCCCCAUCUCAAAGUGCGCCGCCUGCCUGAAGCCUCCAGUGUCUGAGGAAGACAAGCUGAAGCGCUGCACUCGCUGCUACCGCGUGGGCUACUGCAAUCAAGUGUGUCAGAAGAGCCACUGGGCCAAUCACAAGGGCACGUGUCGACCCAUCAUUGAGAGCGUGGGCCUGCCCUUCCUGGUCAGCGUGCCGCAGUCCCGGCUCUCCUACGCCCGUCUCACCCAGCUACUAGAAGGUUACUCCAGGUUUUCCGUCAACGUGUUCCAGCCUCCUUUCCAGUCGGGCAGGACAUCCCCCGAAAUAUCCCAGUGCCGGGUUGACCUCCCACCGAUGCCAGCAGGCACUCCUGAGGGCCUUGGGCCGGAAAAGGAUGCCAUGGGUGACGGCGGUAAUGUUGGAGCAGGUGAUCUGGUUCUGGAGAGUCCCUCUCUGCUGCCUGAAUCCCAAGCGGACUAUGCUCAGGCCUCGGCCCUCCACUCUGGGGACUCCGAUUCCCUCUCCUCCUCCCAGACCUCUCUCUCCACCACGCAAACGGCAGAUUCUGGAUUUUCUGAGCCAAUCUCGGCCACCACCUCCUGCUGCUCUCUGGACCCUCAUGCUGAAAAAGAGACGUCCUGUGAGAAGGCGGUGCGACCAGAAGCUGCAGUAACGGGCUAUCAGCAUCCCAGUGAAUCGGCAUCAGGCCAUGCAAGUCAGUUCUACAUAGCGCUGCUGGACUCGAGCAACAAGGAACAGAGGCUGGAUGAGAGAGAGGACCUUCUAGCGGAGCUCCCUGAAGACACAAAGCUGGAGCUGGUGUGGAAAAACAAUGAGCGUCUGAAGGAGUACGUCCUGGUGAGCUCCAAAGAGCUGGAGUACGAGGAGGACCCCGGCUCUCUGAGUGAGACAGCCAGAGCGGGACACUUCACCCUGGAGCAGUGCCUCAACCUCUUCACAAAGCCAGAGGUGCUGGCACCAGAGGAGGCAUGGUACUGUCCAAAGUGCCAGCAGCACCGAGAGGCCUCCAAGCAGCUGCUGCUGUGGCGGCUGCCCAACGUUCUGAUCAUCCAGCUCAAACGCUUCUCCUUCAGGAGCUUCAUCUGGAGAGACAAGAUCAACGACAUGGUUGACUUCCCCGUCAGGAAUCUGGAUCUCAGUAAAUUCUGUAUUGGCCAGAAGGAUGAGAUGCAACAAGCCCCCAUCUACGACUUGUAUGCAGUCAUCAACCACUAUGGAGGAAUGAUAGGAGGCCACUACACGGCCUACGCUCGGCUGCCAAGUGACAAGAACAGCCAGCGCAGCGAUGUUGGCUGGCGUUUGUUCGAUGACAGUACGGUGACCAUGGUGGAGGAGAGUCAGGUGGUGACGCGCUACGCCUACGUCCUGUUCUACCGGCGACGAAACUCACCCGUGGAGAGGCCCCCGCGCUUCCACAGGCCCAUGGGAGCCGAGUCACCCACUUCUGCAGGAGCGACUGCCAGCCAGGCCUCUCUAAUUUGGCGGGAACUGGAGGAAGAUGAGGAGGGGCUCGACGGACGCCCCCGCGGACUGUUCCGCUCGGCGCCGCGGAGGCGUCGCACGUCGCGGGACCGGGCGGAGGAAGACGAAGGGUCGGUGCGACGGCACCGCAGGCGGAGGAUGUCGGACUAUCCCGACGACGAUUGCGUGCGCUAUUUUGUUCUGGGCACCCUGGCAGCCGUGUUUGCUCUGUUCGUCAACCUGGUCUACCCUCUCCUGAGCAAAUCCAACUGGACCUGAGCAGGCGCUCUAUGUGGGAAUUGCUCCGGCCGCAGCAUUCAGAAGUAUGAAUGCGAGGUCGGGCCAACAAACGGAAGUCUGACUGGAACAUUUUGGAAGAGGCCGUUCUAGUUAAGACGUAAACGCUUCUCUUACGGAACCAGCGGGUCAACCAGCCGUUGGUCUUCAGAAUGAGUUUGUAUACCUCUACAUGGCUCAAGCCUUUAAAAUACCUUGGGCACUACGAGGGAUACACCGAGCCGACCUUUUCAGUCCUGAUACCGAGUAGCGAUGACCUACCAGGGUUUCCUUAAUAAGCUUCAAGCCUCACUGUGAGGAGGCUGGGAUCAUUCUCUUAGGUGCAAGGCAACAUCAGGAUUAAAUUAAAGUCAUGGACUAACUUUUUAAAACAAAAUGUAACAAAUAGAUGUAAAUGUACAGACUUUUUAUUAAACCAUAAAUUGUGCUGCAGCAAUUUGGAUGAAAACAAAAAAAGUAGAAAUUUAUCAGCAGUUCAAACCUUUUUAAAUGAAGCAACAAAUUGGUUGAGUUUCGGUGCGUCCCUACUUGAGCCCAACAGUCCACUUCAGAAGACACCAACUCUGAGAAGGUGUCGGUUAAAGCUGCAGUGGAAUGAUGCUAUCGGCUCACAGUACAGCAACAUGAGUGUAAACCAUUCACACCAGUGCGUAUGCAUUGCAUAGCAUUGGCUCCAGUGUAUGUGUGCUUGUUUUUGUUUUCUUUAGUGUCACAUUAUAAUAAUUCUCAGAGGAUGAGCUCCGACAGCCUUAAAGUUUAAUAACUUGAUGUACUGUACAGUUUAAUACUUGGUGUAUUACCACACACAAGAAGGGAAGCAAAGCAACGUACUGCUGCAGUACCUAUGUUAGCCACCAGCUGAAGUUUUACUGCUUCACCUUGCACUCAGACCCGGGGGACAGAAGCCAUUAGAUCCAUCUCUGCUCUCUUCUAGACACUCAUAAACACUCAUUUUAGCUUGUAGACACACACGAGUUGUUAGUUCACAUCUGCCUCAAGCUGUUUGUUUGUUGUUGUGACUUUUAAUGAAUAUGAACAAACCCUAUUAAAACAGCAAAGAAGAAACCA